GUUGUGUUGGACGGUUUGGUGCUGAGCUCUUCAUCACAGCAGGGAGAAGACAAGAUCUGGGGAUGUGAUUGUGAUCUAAUCGUCAUGAGGAAGUCAGUUUAAGGUUGUCAUACUGGUUCAACAGGAAUGAAAACCUCAGAGGAUGAUUUCCUCAUAGUGAGCGUAUCUGUCUUCUGGUUCCCCUGCAGACGCACUUGAAGCCCUGAGAGACAUUCAGUGUCUCCAGUCUACUUUCAUUGAGGAGAGAGAAGGAUGGGGCGCCCUACCUAUAAAACCAUUCCGUCUGGGAAACAUGGCCGCGAGAAAAAAGCUAAGAGAGUCCAGCAGGAGAGAGCAGACUCCCCUGGACCCACCUGUGUCUCCAUGAAGAGCGAUUGGUCUAUGGAUGAUCCUCUUUGGUUUAAAGAUGGACGCUACACCAGAAAGAAGAGAAGAAAAGGUUCUAAAAGAGUCCAGCAGGAGAGAGCAGACUCCCCUGGACCCACCUGCGUCUCUAUGAAGAGUGACUGGUCUAUGGAUAAACCUAUUAGGUUUAAAGAUGGACGCCGCUCCAGAAAGAAGAGACAAAACCAGGAUAGGUCAAAGGUUACCAGUGGUCAGUCUGUACAGCCGCAACACACACAGUUGAUGAGGAUCAAGGAGAACGCACACGCUUUUCUAGACAAGGAGGUGGAGAAGCUCUGGCGGGUUCUCUUCCCAGAUUACCCACAAUGCUCAGAGAGUCAAAGGGAGGAGGAGGAGGAGGUGGAUGGUGAGGAAGAGGAGCAGCGGAGGCGUGCCAUAGAGGGAGUGCUGGACAUCACACUGCUCUGCAUGAAGCAGUUGAAGCAGGUGGAGCUGGCCGACACACUUUGGAGCAAAAGUGUUUCUGCUGAGUGCCAACAUAGAAUCAAGUCUUAUCUGAAGGGGAAGACCCAGUGUGUGUUUGAGGGAAUCGCUGAAGCAGGAGAGUCAAGACCUCUGAAUGAGAUCUACACAGAGCUCUACAUCACAGACAGAGGCAGUGGAGAGGUCAACAAGGAACAUGAGGUCAGACUGAUUGAAACAGCUUCCAAGAAAUCUGGCAAGGAGGAAACAUCGAUCAAAUGUCAAGACAUCUUUAAACCCCUACUUGGAAAAGAUAAACCAAUCAGAACAAUGAUGACAACUGGAGUGGCCGGCAUUGGUAAAACUGUCUUAACGCAAAAGUUCACUCUGGACUGGGCUGAAGGCAAAAACAACCACGACAUACACUUCCUAUUUCCCCUCACUUUCAGAGAAGUGAAUUUACUGAAAGACAGAAAGUUUAGCUUGGUGGAACUUCUUCAUCACUUCUUUAUUGGAACCAAAGAAACAGGAUUCUGCAGAUACGACCGGUUCCAAGUUGUCUUCAUCUUGGAUGGUCUGGAUGAAUGUCGAUUUCCUCUGGACUUCCAGAAGAACCCGAUCUGUACUGAUGUCACAGAGUCCACCUCGGUGGACGUGCUUCUGACAAACCUUAUCAGGGGCGACCUGCUUCCCUCCGCUCGCAUCUGGAUCACCACACGCCCUGCGGCAGCCAAUCAGAUCCCUGCUGAGUGUGUUGACAUGGUGACAGAGGUGAGAGGGUUCACCGACCCACAGAAGGAGGAGUACUUCAGGAAGAGAUUCAGAGACGAGAAGCUGGCCAGCAAAAUCAUCUCCCACCUCAAGACAUCACGAAGCCUCCACAUCAUGUGUCACAUCCCAGUCUUCUGUUUGAUCACAGCUUCAGUUCUGGAGAACUUGUUCCAAACCUCCCAGACAGGAGAAGAGAUGCCCAAGACUAUGACUCAGAUGUACAGCCACUUCCUGAGGGUUCAGACCAUACAGGGGGACAGGAAGUAUCAUGGGAGAGCUGAAACAGAUCCACACUGGAGUUCAGAGAGCAGGGAGAUCAUUGUUUCUCUGGGAAAACUGGCUUUUAACCAGCUGAAGAAAGGCAACCUGAUCUUCUACGAGGCAGACCUGGCAGAGUAUGACAUCGAUAUCAGAGCAGCCUCAGUGUACUCGGGAGUGUUCACCCAGAUCUUUAAAGAGGAGUUUGGGCUGUACCAGGACAAGGUGUUUUGCUUUGUCCAUCUAAGCAUCCAGGAGUUUCUGGCUGCCCUUUAUGUCUUUCUGUCCUUCAUCGACAAGGGUGUCAAUCUGCUCUCAGAAGAAAAACCAACCUCGAGGGUAGAUGAACUCCUCCUCUACGAGAGUGCCGUGGACAAGGCCAUACAGAGUGAGAACGGACACCUGGACUUGUUUCUCCGCUUCCUCCUGGGCCUCUCUCUGGAGACCAAUCAGAAUCUCCUACGAGACCUGCUAGGACAGACAGGAAGUAGCUCAAAGACCAAUCGGAAAUCAGUAUCUUACAUCAAGAAGAAGAUAAGUGUUGAUCACUCUCCAGAGAGAAGCAUCAAUCUGUUCCACUGUCUGAAUGAGCUGAACGACCAUUCUCUAGUGGAGGAGAUCCAACAGUACCUGACAUUAGAAAGCCUCCCCAGAGAAUCUCUCUCCCCUGCUCAGUGGUCAGCUUUGGUCUUCAUCUUACUGACUUCAGAAGAGGAGCUGGAGGUGUUUGACCUGAAGAAAUAUUCUGCUUCAGAGGAGAGUCUUCUGAGGCUGCUGCCACUGGCCAAAGCCUCCAAAACAUAUCUGCUGAAUGGCUGUAAUUUGUCAGAGAAAUGCUGUGAAGCUCUGGUCUCAGUUCUCAGCUCAAACUCCUCUUGUCUGAGAGAGCUGGACCUGAGUACCAAUGAUCUGCAGGAUUCAGGAGUGAAGCUGCUCUCUGCUGGACUGAGGAGUCCACAUUGUAGACUGGAAAUUCUCAGGCUGAAUGGCUGUCAUCUGUCAAAGAGAUGCUGUGAAGAUCUGGCCUCAGGUCUCAGCUCCAAUCCCUCUAGUCUGUCAGAGCUGGACCUGAGUACCAAUGAUCUGCAGGAUUCAGGAGUGAAGCUGCUCUCUGCUGGACUGAGGAGUCCACAUUGUAGACUGGAAACUCUCAGGUUGUCUGGCUGCCUGAUCACGCAGGAAGGCUGUGCUUCUCUGGCCUCAGCUCUGAGCUCCAACCCCUCCCAUCUGAGGAAGCUGGACCUGAGCUACAAUCACCUAGGAGACUCAGGAGCUACACUGCUCUCUGCUGGACUGGAGGAUCCACACUGGAGACUGGACACUCUCAGUGUGGACCACAGUGGAGAGUGGAGGAUGAAACCAGCUCUAAAGAAGUAUGCCUUUAAACUCACCCUGGACCGAAACACAGCCCACGGACGAAUCUCUCUGUCUGAGGACAACAGAAAGGUGACGAAGGUUGAAGAGCUGCAGUCGUAUCCUGAUCACCCAGAGAGAUUUGACUCCUUGUGCCAGGUGUUGUGUAGAGAGGGUCUGACUGGCCGCUGUUACUGGGAGGUAGAGUGGGAAGGAGAGGUUUCUGUAGGAGUGACAUACAGAGGAAUCACAAGGAGAGGAAAGGGUGAUGACAGCAAGCUUGUAGGGAGCAACAAGUCCUGGAGUCUUCAUUAUCAUGAUUGUCAUUACUCUGUCCGGGACGACAAGAGAGUCAUAGUCAUACGUCUCCCCCCCCCUGGCUCUAACAGAGUAGGAGUGUAUCUGGACCGGCCGGCUGGCACUCUGUCCUUCUACAGAGUGUCCCCAGGUGGAGGAGGGUCCUCAGACACACUGACACACAUCCACACCUUCAAGUCCACCUUCACCCAGGAGGACCUCCUCCCUGGGUUUGGACUAUUGAAAUCUGGUUCCUCAGUGUCUCUGAUUCAGUUGUUGUGAGACACACACACAGACACAGAUACACAGACACACAGUCACACACACACACACACACACACACACACACACACACACACACACACACACACACACACACACACACACACAUACAAAAACACACACACACACACACACACACACACACACACACACACACACACACACACACACAGGAUCCAUAUGUUCUGUAUGUUCACUCCAUACAAUACGGAAUUAUAUCACAUGUUAAUCAUAUAUUUAUCUUCCUCUAAAUUUAGAGGAAGUUUUUGUAUUGAGCUUCCUCGACUGUUCAUUGCUUAGAUGAGGAGUGGUUCAUUCAGUUAUCAGAACUGAAUGACUGAUAGAACUGAAGUUACUAUUAUCUUUAUCGAGAAAUUGGUAAAAAUAAAUAUAUUAAUUUUGAAAAAAAAAUCUCCAUUGGUACAUUUUGUAGUGUUUCAGUAUCAAACACAUAAUUAUUGUACAAACACAGUCAUGUCACUUUAUAUUAUGUUAAUUAGUAUGAUUUAAAUAGUCCUUCACUUAACUGGAACAAACAGGGUCCUGGAUCGGGAUAGAUAGUUUACUAAAUGCAAUGGGGUCAUGUGUUAGGAUAGAAAGUGUUUUAAAUGUAAUGGGGUAAUGGAUCGAGAUAGUGUAUUAAAUGUGUUGAGGCGUUUAAACAUUGAAACAUACUUAAUUGUUGAAGAGGAAUGUUUGCAUGGUAUGUGAUUAUUCUCUUUGAUUGAACUUGACACGGCUCCUUUCUGCUUGUAGUUUUUUGAAAACAGAAAUAAAAUGUAGUUUCUGCUUUAACCAAG
Molecule: messenger RNA, 4568 nt
Organism: Gadus macrocephalus (Pacific cod)
Lineage: Eukaryota; Metazoa; Chordata; Actinopteri; Gadiformes; Gadidae
Product: NACHT, LRR and PYD domains-containing protein 3-like
Exons: 13
Coding region: 253-3768 (1171 amino acids)
Molecular function (GO): protein binding
Source: RefSeq, a predicted model, not a curated record